Messenger RNA from Salvelinus fontinalis (brook trout), 636 nucleotides. Its product is annotated as zinc finger CCCH domain-containing protein 13-like. The record is from RefSeq and is a predicted model, not a curated record. The transcript has a single exon. Lineage: Eukaryota; Metazoa; Chordata; Actinopteri; Salmoniformes; Salmonidae. The annotation marks the transcript as partial.
AUGAGGUUAGCUGUGCUCUGCGUGUGCGGGACCCUGCUGGCCUUCUCCACGCCCCCUGGGAACUAUGCAAACCUCAGCAAGGGAGACUUUAAUUGGGGUACAGAAUCUGUGAGCUGCUUGGUAACUAUAAAGCCUGCAGGGAAGUGUGGGGGAGAGGGGAUGGACGAGGACGCAUGCCCCUACCGAGUGACCUUGCCACCGCUGGACGUCAUGCUGCCCCGGCAGCUCAGGGAAUUGGAGAGGACUGUGAAGGAGGUACAGAGGCUAAAGGAGACCGUGGAGCAGCUGAAGAGAGCCUGCAUGGAGUGCAGGAUAAGCCAGAUGGAGCGGGAGAGAGAGAGGCUGGGGGACAGAGAGAGGGAGAAAGAAGAGAAGGAGAAGGUGAGAUUGGGAGAGAGGGAGAAGGAGAAAGAGGGGAAGAAGGAGUGGGAGAAGAAGACAGAGAGACAGGGAGGCAGAGAAAGGAAGAUGGAGAUGGACAAGGAGGGAGAGGGGGCAAGAGGCAGGGAGAGAACAAUUGUGGAAGAGAGAGAGGGAGUGGAGGAGAGGGCCAGGGAGAUUGAGAGCAAUAUUGUUGAGAUAAGAAAGAGAGAACGGGAGAAAGAGUGGGAGACAGAGUGGGUGAGGGAAAAGGAG